Molecule: messenger RNA, 1648 nt
Organism: Balaenoptera ricei (Rice's whale)
Lineage: Eukaryota; Metazoa; Chordata; Mammalia; Artiodactyla; Balaenopteridae
Gene: SMPDL3B
Product: sphingomyelin phosphodiesterase acid like 3B
Exons: 8
Coding region: 1-1320 (439 amino acids)
Biological process (GO): sphingomyelin catabolic process
Molecular function (GO): sphingomyelin phosphodiesterase activity
Source: RefSeq, a predicted model, not a curated record
AUGGUGGAGAGGAAGUUCUGGCACGUCUCUGACCUGCACCUUGACCGGGACUACAAGGUGUCUGAAGACCCCCUCCAGGUGUGCCCAUCUGCUGGCUCCCAGCCGGUGCCCAAUGCAGGCCCCUGGGGCAACUACCUCUGCGAUUCUCCCUGGAUCCUCAUCAACUCCUCUAUCUAUGCCAUGAAGGAGAUCGAGCCAGAGCCAGACUUCAUCUUCUGGACUGGUGAUGACACGCCCCAUGUGCCCAACGAGAACCUGGGAGAGGCGGCCGUGCUGCAAAUUGUGGAGAACCUGACCGAGCUCAUCAGAAAGGCCUUUCCAGAUACUAAAGUCUAUGCUGCUUUGGGAAAUCAUGACUUUCACCCCAAAAACCAGUUCCCGGCCGGAAGCAACAAUAUCUACAAUCAGGUAGCAGAGCUGUGGCGACCCUGGCUCAGUAACGAAUCCAUCGCUCUCUUCAGAGAAGGUGCCUUCUAUUCUGAGAAACUGCCGGGGCCAAGCGCAGCUGGGCGAAUCGUGGUCCUCAACACCAAUCUGUACUAUAGCAACAACGAGCAGACGGCCGGCAUGGCCGACCCUGGCCAGCAGUUCCAGUGGCUGGACGAUGUGCUGACCAAUGCGUCCCGAGCUGGGGAAAUGGUGUACAUUAUCGGCCAUGUGCCCCCGGGGUUCUUUGAGAAGACACGGAACAAAGCGUGGUUCCGGGAGGGCCCCAACCAGGAGUACCUGAAGGUGGUCCGGAAGCAUCAUCAAGUCAUUGCAGGGCAGUUCUUCGGGCACCACCACACCGACAGCUUUCGGAUGUUCUACGAUGAUGCAGGUACCCCCAUCAGUGUCAUGUUCCUUACACCUGGGGUCACCCCAUGGAAAACCACGUUACCUGGAGUGGUCAACGGAGCCAACAAUCCAGGCAUCCGGGUGUUUGAAUACGACCGAGCCACACUGAGCCUGCAGGACAUGGUGACCUACUUCUUGAACCUGAGCCAGGCGAACGCGCAGGGGGAGCCGCGCUGGGAGCUCGAGUACCGGGUGACCAAGGCCUACGGCGUGCCCGACGCAGGCGCCCGCUCUAUGCACGAGGCGCUGGGCCGCAUCGCCAGCGACCAAGGCGCGCUGCAGCGCUACUACGUCUACAACUCGGUCAGUUACGACACGCGGGCCUGCGACGAGGCCUGCCAAGCCGAGCACGUGUGCGCGCUGCGCGAAGUGGCCUUCGACGGGUAUGCCGCCUGUCUGCGCGCCCCCGGCGUCGCGCCCGCGCCCCGCCUCGCGCUCCUGCUGGUGGCGCUGCUGGGCCUGCGCACGCUGCUUGUGCCGUGACCUUGGGCGCCGCCCGCUGAUUGGCUUGGCUCGCCUUCCUCCUGGUAAAAUGGGGAGAGCAUCCCCCCCCCUCCCCCGAGAGCUGGACUUUCCACCCUUUCCCCGGCGUCCGCAGAAUGAACUGGGACGGGACAGCCGAUCAGGAAAUGAAGCCCCAAGGGCCCCACCAGAAGCACAUUUCUUUCAAGUUUCAUGUUUUAUCCCAAACACAAUUCUCGUCGUGCAUGUUAUUCUGUUAUUAACUUGUAAAUCAUGUUUAAAGUAACUCCCUUGCCCAGUUAUUGAAUGUUCCCCCCUCCUCCUAUUCGGAUAAUCCGAGUAAAAUGAG